This is a messenger RNA of Choloepus didactylus (southern two-toed sloth), 2084 nucleotides long. RefSeq names its product apoptosis inducing factor mitochondria associated 1 (gene AIFM1). The record is from RefSeq and is a predicted model, not a curated record. Gene Ontology annotation, cellular component: cytoplasm; mitochondrion. The transcript has 17 exons. Gene Ontology annotation, biological process: apoptotic process; mitochondrial respiratory chain complex assembly. Lineage: Eukaryota; Metazoa; Chordata; Mammalia; Pilosa; Megalonychidae. Gene Ontology annotation, molecular function: NAD(P)H oxidase H2O2-forming activity; FAD binding; protein dimerization activity.
GAGAAGAAAGGGAAGGAGAAGGGGGUUGGAAGGAACAUUUGCUGAAAUGUUCCGGUGUGGAAGCCUUGCGGCUGGUGCCUUGAGGCAGAAGCUGACGCUGUUGGUGCGCACUGUGUGCGUCCGAGGCCCGAGACCCAAGAACCGGCCCCCAGGCAACUUGUUCCAGCAAUGGCAUGUUCCCCUAGAACUCCGGAUGACAAGACAAAUGGCUAGCUCUGGUGCAUCAGGGGGCAAAGUCGAUAAUUCUGUGUUAGUCCUUAUUGUGGGCUUAUCAACGAUAGGAGCAGGUACAUAUGCCUACAAAACUAUAAAAAAUAACCAAAAAAGAUACAGUGAAAGAAUUUCAGGGUUAGGGCUGACACCAGAAGAGAAACAGAAAAGGGCUACAUCAUCUGCUUCAGAAGGAGAACCAGUUCCUCAAGUCAGGGUACCAAGUCACGUUCCUUUCCUGCUAAUUGGUGGAGGCACAGCUGCUUUUGCUGCAGCCAGAUCUAUCCGAGCUCGGGAUCCUGGGGCCAGGAUAUUAUUUGUAUCUGAAGAUCCCGAGUUGCCAUACAUGCGGCCUCCUCUUUCAAAAGAACUGUGGUUUUCAGAUAAUCCAAAUGUCACAAAAACACUGCGGUUCAAGCAGUGGAAUCGAAAAGAGAGAAGCAUAUAUUUUCAGCCGCCUUCUUUCUGUGUCUCUGCUUAGGACCUGCCUAACAUUGAGAAUGGUGGUGUGGCUGUCCUCACUGGGAAGAAGGUGGUACAACUGGAUGUGAGAGGCAACAUGGUGAAACUUAACGAUGGCUCUCAAAUAACCUAUGAAAAGUGCUUGAUUGCAACAGGAGGCACUCCAAGAAAUCUGUCUGCCAUUGAUAGGGCUGGAGCAGAAGUGAAGAGCACAACAACGCUUUUCAGAAAGAUUGGAGACUUUAGAGCCUUGGAGAAGAUUUCAAGGGAAGUCAAGUCAAUCACGAUUAUUGGUGGGGGCUUCCUUGGCAGCGAACUAGCCUGUGCUCUUGGCAGAAAAGCUCAAACCUUGGGCACAGAAGUGAUUCAGCUCUUCCCUGAGAAAGGAAACAUGGGAAAGAUCCUCCCCGAAUACCUCAGCAGCUGGACCAUGGAAAAAGUCAGACGAGAGGGGGUUACCAUGAUGCCGAAUGCUAUUGUGCAAUCAGUUGGAGUCAGUGGUGGGAAGUUACUGAUCAAGCUGAAAGACGGCAGGAAGGUAGAAACUGACCACAUAGUGGCAGCCGUGGGCCUAGAGCCCAAUGUUGAAUUGGCCAAGACUGGGGGACUAGAAAUAGAUUCAGAUUUUGGUGGCUUCCGAGUAAAUGCAGAGCUCCAAGCACGCUCCAACAUCUGGGUGGCAGGAGAUGCUGCUUGCUUCUAUGAUAUAAAGUUGGGUAGGAGGCGAGUUGAACAUCAUGAUCACGCUGUUGUGAGUGGAAGACUGGCUGGAGAAAAUAUGACUGGAGCUGCCAAGCCGUACUGGCAUCAGUCAAUGUUCUGGAGUGAUUUGGGCCCUGAUGUUGGCUAUGAAGCUAUUGGUCUUGUGGACAGUAGUUUGCCCACAGUUGGUGUUUUUGCAAAAGCAACUGCACAAGACAACCCGAAAUCUGUCACAGAGCAGUCAGGGACAGGUAUCCGAUCAGAGAGUGAGACCGAGUCUGAGGCCUCAGAAAUCACUAUUCCUCCCAGAACCCCUGCAGUCCCACAGGCACCUGUUGAAGGGGAGGACUAUGGCAAAGGUGUCAUCUUCUACCUCAGGGACAAAGUAGUGGUUGGGAUCGUGCUAUGGAACAUCUUUAACCAAAUGCUAAUAGCAAGAAAGAUCAUUAAGGAUGGUGAGCAACAUGAAGAUCUCAAUGAAGUAGCUAAGCUGUUCAACAUCCAUGAAGAUUGAAGCUGCACGGUGGACUGGGCAGGCACUUUAUUGUCCCUGUCAGCAGGUGGGAUGGGCAAGGCAGCAUUUUUUAUUCAGCAAACUCCCUCUGUGUGUUUGAGUGUGAAUGAUCAAGUCCUUUGUGCAUAUUUUCAACCAUUUAGAAGAAUUCCUAAUGUUCACAUCACGAAAUAAAACCUGAUUCUUCUAAAUUAAA